CCGCGCGCACUUCCGCGCAUGGCGCUGCUGCCCCGGGCACUGAGCGUGGGCGCGGCCACGAGCCUGCGGCGGGCGGUGCACGCGCUCACCUGCGCCAUGGCGAGUACCGGCGAGCUGCAGACCCCGGCCGCCGCCGCCACCGCCACCGUUUCCUUCGACUACCUGGUGAUCGGCGGUGGCUCGGGAGGGCUGGCCAGCGCGCGGCGGGCGGCGGAGCUCGGAGCCAGGGCCGCGGUCAUAGAGAGUCACAAGCUGGGUGGCACUUGCGUGAAUGUCGGAUGCGUCCCCAAAAAGGUAAUGUGGAACACAGCUGUCCACUCAGAAUUCAUGCACGAUCACAUGGAUUAUGGCUUUCAGAGUUGUGAGAGUAAAUUCAAUUGGCAUGUUAUCAAGGAGAAGCGUGAUGCCUAUGUGAGCCGCCUGAACACCAUCUACCAGAACAAUUUGACCAAGUCCCACAUAGAAAUCAUCCAUGGGUAUGCAGCAUUUGCAGAUGGUCCUCAGCCCACGGUUGAAGUCAGUGGGAAAAAGUACACUGCCCCUCACAUCCUGAUUGCCACAGGCGGCGUACCUACAGUUCCCCACGAGAGCCAGAUCCCAGGUGCCAGUUUGGGAAUAACCAGUGAUGGGUUUUUUCAGCUGGAGGACCUGCCUAGCCGCAGUGUCAUUGUGGGUGCCGGGUACAUUGCCGUGGAGAUAGCUGGCAUCCUCUCCGCCCUGGGCUCCAAGACAUCUCUUAUGAUAAGGCAUGACAAGGUUCUUAGAAACUUUGACUCGCUCAUCAGUUCCAACUGCACUGAGGAGCUGGAGAACGCUGGCGUGGAGGUGCUGAAGUUCUCACAGGUAAAGGAAGUUAAAAAGACGCCAUCUGGCUUGGAACUCCACGUGGUUACUGCUGUUCCUGGCAGGAAACCCACCGCAACCGUGAUUCCAGAUGUUGACUGCCUGCUCUGGGCCAUUGGACGAGACCCAAAUUCUAGGGGCCUGAAUCUAAACAAACUGGGGAUUCAGACUGAUGAAAAAGGCCAUAUCAUCGUAGACGAAUUCCAGAAUACCAAUGUCAAAGGCAUCUAUGCUGUGGGAGAUGUCUGUGGGAGAGCACUUCUCACCCCAGUUGCGAUAGCUGCUGGCCGGAAACUGGCUCAUAGGCUUUUUGAAUGCAAACAAGAUUCCAAAUUAGACUAUGACAACAUCCCUACCGUGGUCUUCAGCCACCCCCCUAUUGGCACAGUGGGGCUCACUGAAGAUGAAGCCAUUCAUAAGUAUGGAAAAGAGAAUGUAAAGAUCUACUCAACUACCUUUACCCCAAUGUAUCAUGCCGUAACCACAAGGAAGACAAAAUGUGUGAUGAAAAUGGUUUGUGCCAACCAAGAGGAAAAGGUGGUCGGGAUCCACAUGCAGGGGAUGGGGUGUGAUGAGAUGCUUCAGGGCUUUGCUGUAGCAGUGAAAAUGGGGGCCACCAAGGCCGACUUUGACAACACGGUUGCCAUUCAUCCUACCUCUUCAGAAGAGCUGGUCACUCUCCGCUGAGCGCCCAGGGACUGGGUGACGGCCGGCAGUCAGACCCGUAGACCUCUGAGAGCCGACGUAUCAAGUUUACUUCCUGCUCCAGCUUUAUAUAUUUCCUUAUUUUAAUCAGGAUCUUCUGAUAGUGUACGUUUUUAGUUUAAAAAUUUUAUUUAUCUAAUCAGAAAUUUUUUUUGUUGAUCUGGGGUUGGUUUUCACUUAAUAUUUCACAGUAAUUAAUAUUUUUUAAUUUUUUAUUAACAGCCCUGUGCUAGUUGUGUCUUUCUUGCUUCAGCCUCAUUCCAUAUAUAUGAAGUACAGUGAAGUUAAUACACCUGAGGAAUGAAUAUAGUUGACUAAUUUUUUUUUUGAGACUGCGUCUUUCUAUAGCCCAGGGUGGCCUCAAACUUAAGAUCCUCCAGCUAUGGCCUCAUGCUGGAACUACAGGAAUGCAUGGCCAUUCCUGGACUCACUUGUUAGUUUAUGUGAUGGUAGGUCUCCGUCUAUAAAUAUGCAAGGACACAGAAUAUGUGUGUUUCUGAAUGUGUUGUUUUGUGUAUUGCAGAGCUGCCUGAGGAUCUGACCUCUCUCUAAUCUCAUUUUACUCUUUGCUCUGUUUUAAAUGGUUUUUUUUUUUUUUUUUUUUUGGUUUUUCGAGACAGGGUUUCUCUGUAUUAUUUUGGAGGCUAUCGGUCCAGCCCAGCCUUGAACUCACAAGAGAUCCGCCUGCCUCUGCCUCCCGAGUGCUGGGAUUAAAGGCGUGCGCCACCACCGCCUGGCUUAGUUUGUGUUAUUUUUAUGAAAUGAGUGCAUUGAAGUUAGGAGAGCCGAAGUUGUUAAAUUGGCUGUUUCCAGAGGGGUUAGGCUGAGCCUCUUCAGGAGCCCUUCCUUCUGAGCAUCCACGGUUCAGUCAAUCAUUUCAACGUUUCUGUGUUUUUGUCAGUUUAUUUUUUUAUGAGAACUGUUCCAAUUUUUUGAAAAACACUGCAUUGUCUUAUAAAAUUUAUUACGAACUUAA
This is a messenger RNA of Mesocricetus auratus (golden hamster), 2524 nucleotides long. RefSeq names its product glutathione-disulfide reductase (gene Gsr). The transcript is spliced from 13 exons. Lineage: Eukaryota; Metazoa; Chordata; Mammalia; Rodentia; Cricetidae. The record is from RefSeq and is a predicted model, not a curated record. Gene Ontology annotation, cellular component: cytosol; mitochondrion. Gene Ontology annotation, molecular function: glutathione-disulfide reductase (NADPH) activity; flavin adenine dinucleotide binding; NADP binding. Bases 19 to 1530 code for a protein of 503 amino acids. Gene Ontology annotation, biological process: glutathione metabolic process; cellular response to oxidative stress; cell redox homeostasis.